AUUAUGAGCUGUACUUCCGGUUUUAUAGCUGUAGAGAAGCCACGUGAGAUCUGUCAACACAGCACUGAGAUAUGUUUUACCUCAUAGGUUUGGGAUUAGGGGAUGCUUCUGACAUUACAGUUAAGGGCUUAGAUAUUGUGAAGAAAUGUAAGAGAGUUUAUCUUGAAGCGUAUACGUCGAUCCUCACCGUAGGAAAAGAAGCUUUGGAAGAAUACUAUGGGAGAGAGGUUAUUUUAGCAGACAGAGAGAUGGUGGAAUCCAUGUCAGAUGAGUUACUGAAUGAAUGUGACAAAGAAGACAUAGCAUUUCUAGUUGUUGGCGAUCCUCUAGGAGCAACAACCCAUACUGAUUUGAUUUUGAGAGCAAAAGAAAAGGGAAUUGAGUUCAGAGUUGUACACAAUGCAUCUAUCAUGAAUGCUGUAGGUUGCUGUGGAUUACAGUUAUACAACUAUGGUGAGACUGUUUCCAUAGUAUUUUGGACAGACACAUGGAAGCCAGAAAGUUUCUUCGAUAAAAUACAGAAAAACAGGGACACCGAAAUGCAUACAUUAUGUUUAUUAGAUAUUAAAGUGAAAGAACAAAGCAUUGAAAAUCUGAUGAGAGGUAGGAAGGUGUUUGAACCACCUCGGUACAUGAGUGUGAACCAGGCAGCUGAGCAGAUUCUGGAAGUUGUACGGAACAGAAAGGCUUCAGGGGACACACCCUCUAGUGAUACAGCAAUUACUGAGGACACGUUGUGUGUUGGUUUGUCAAGAGUAGGAGCCGAGUCCCAGCAGAUUGUGACAGCUACGCUACAGGAGAUGACCUCGGUGGACCUCGGUGGACCUCUGCAUUCGUUGGUUAUUCCAGGUCACAUGCACCCACUGGAAAUUGACAUGCUUUCGCUGUAUGCAUCUAGUACCAAAGUGAAAGACAUUUUACAGUCAUUACAACCAACAAAAUAAAUAUAGAUUUUUACAGGA
Molecule: messenger RNA, 962 nt
Organism: Mizuhopecten yessoensis (Yesso scallop)
Lineage: Eukaryota; Metazoa; Mollusca; Bivalvia; Pectinida; Pectinidae
Product: diphthine methyl ester synthase-like
Exons: 8
Coding region: 72-944 (290 amino acids)
Biological process (GO): protein histidyl modification to diphthamide
Molecular function (GO): diphthine synthase activity
Source: RefSeq, a predicted model, not a curated record